GUUCAGUUGAGGUCCUACAUUAAGGUCACACAGAAUGGCAGGCAGCAGCAAUAUCGAGUCGGUCUCCACUUCAUCGGCUCAACAGUCUCCUCUCUUUCUGCACGAGUCUCGAAUACCAUGGACGACACGUACUACUGGACCAUUGAAGACAGCGCCAAAUGGGCAAGCACCUGGGACGACGUCGUCGGCGACGUCCACCGCAUUGUUGACUACGUGAACGCGCAUCCUGAGAGCAUGACCUUUACCAAAAAGCGCACGGGACCCUGUCGACGCCCCCUUCAAAGAGGAAUAUGUCAUGAUCAACGACGCUGUUGAGGCGUGGGCGGAGAAUGUACUCUUCGCAAUCGGAAGAGGUUUCACUGCUCCAAGUCCGUGCACCGCUCGUUCGACCCCGUACAGAAGGUGUGCUGCUUCGCAUGCAUCAUUAUAUGGGGGACGAGGGUUUGGACAACUCGAGCGAUGUGGCGUGGAGCUGAUGGCAAAAUGGCGUCGAGCUGGAGGCUGGAACAGAAUGUUUCCGAGGGGAAGAGGUUCCGAGGCCGGAGGGAUCUCAACUUUGGCGGAAGAAUCUGACAACGCAAUUGACCUCUCCAGGUCAAUCUAGCUAUCGGCAAGUCCCGACGUUGAAGCGGCAACUGCCGCCAUCCUUCCGCGUGUCCGCCACUUGAAUUAGAUGGUUGACCAGCUCCCGCAUCCGCCUCACGCUCAGUCCGCGACUGAAGCGCCUCAUUGUCAUGCUCUGCCG
This is a messenger RNA of Schizophyllum commune H4-8, 745 nucleotides long. RefSeq lists its product as uncharacterized. Bases 118 to 315 code for a protein of 65 amino acids. The transcript has a single exon. NCBI's taxonomy places the organism in Eukaryota, Fungi, Basidiomycota, Agaricomycetes, Agaricales, Schizophyllaceae. The record is from RefSeq and is a predicted model, not a curated record.